CUUGCUGGUUUGGAAGUCCUUUGCGGAAGAUGGAGCACAGUGAGCCCAAUGGCUGAGAGAUCAAAGGAGGGUGAAAGACCUCAGAAGAAGGCGAAAACUUCCAAGGCUGGGCUUCCAUGUGCGCUGCCCGUGUGCUUCAGCUGCUUCAGGGUGGUUACAUCGAUGGUGAGCGUGGCUUCCUAGUCACUGGCAGCACAUGCCAGGAAGCCCUACGAGGCCUUAAAGAUUUGCGUUUGUGGCUAGAAGUGGAGGCUGAAGAAGUGAAAGCAAGCACUGGCUCCGUGUCUCAGAGUCUGGAUGCAGAACUUGCAGAGCUCCGGAGUGAUCCCGCUGAAAGGAGAUUCCUGACUUAUGGCAUGGUUUGCAAGCAGGUAGCGUUUCUUCGCACUCAACAUGACCAAGACGUUCCCUCAGCGUUGGUGUCCCGAUUUCUGGCGCCAGAGGCUUCCAAGAGAUUCGUGUCGCGCUUUGCCGAUCGAAUACUUCCGGUAGACUUGUCCUCGCAGCCCAAAGCUGAAUCUUUUAGCCGUCUGGCCAAAGAUGUUCUGGCGGCUCAUGCUGGGCGGCAGUGGCGGCUGCUGUACGAGCCCUUCCGCGGUGGCUGGAACACCAUUUCAAGAGAGGAUGCCUUCGAAGCCUGCAAAGAGAUUCUCGGAGCAGACAGCCAGUCUGUCGCUGAUCCGGAGAUUACCGUGGUUUGCACGGUGCAGCCCAGAUUUGUAGGCUUGGCUGUGGUGAACAUUGACGUAGACUACUUGCGGGUCGAAGAUGAGUGAAGCAAAGUACCUCCGGUGGUGCCGAAAA
This is a messenger RNA of Cladocopium goreaui, 804 nucleotides long. NCBI's taxonomy places the organism in Eukaryota, Dinophyceae, Suessiales, Symbiodiniaceae. The record is from the annotation of a GenBank genome assembly.